CAAAACCCUGUAUAACAAGGAGUGAGGAGGGAGAGAAACUGAGAAAGGAGAGAUACACCGACUUAUUAAGUUUUUCGAGAGAAACGAUGGAGAAGAACAAGAAUACUGUUACCAGUAUCGAUGAACCUAAGUACAGAGGAAUUAAAGCCAUGCCCUUUGUCAUAGGCAAUGAGACCUUUGAGAAGCUGGGGACAAUAGGAACCGCAUCAAACCUCUUGGUGUAUCUCACCACUGUCUUUAGCCUGAAGACCAUCACAGCAACUAAUCUCAUGAACAUCUUCAGUGGUACUUGUAACUUUGGUACCUUGGUCGGAGCUUUCCUAUCGGAUACUUAUUUUGGGCGUUACAAAACUCUGGGUUUUGCUUCAGUAUCUGCUUUCCUGGGCAUGCUUGUUCUCACUCUAACAGCAGCUAUUCCAACCCUGCACCCUCCUCACUGUACAACAGAACACAAUAACAAAUGUACAGAUCCAACACCAGGGCAAAUAGCCUUUUUGUUCACUGCUUUUGGACUACUAGUAGUUGGAUCUGGUGGCAUACGACCAUGUAACUUGGCCUUUGGAGCUGAUCAAUUUAAUCCCAAUACCGACUCUGGCAGAAGAGGAAUCGACAGCUUCUUCAACUGGUACUAUUUCACCUAUACUUUCGCCGUGAUGGCAUCGCUGACUGUCAUCGUUUACGUACAAUCGGACGUGAGCUGGUCCAUCGGGUUGGCAAUUCCGGCGAUUUUGAUGUUCUGUUCUUGUGCACUGUUCUUUUUGGGUACGAGAAUAUAUGUCAAAGUGAUACCAAGAGGUAGUCCACUGGCAAGUGUGGCACAAGUCAUAGUGGCUGCUAUCAAGAAGAGGAAGUUACAGCUACCAGAUCAACCAUGGCUUUACCUUUAUGACAAUGGUAUUAAGGACUCUCUCAACUCCAAGCUUCCCUACACAGAUCAAUUCAGGUUUGUGAGCAAAGCAGCAAUCAUUACCCCUGAAGACCAAAUUAAUCCAGAUGGAUCAGCAGCUAAUCCAUGGAGACUCAGCAGCAUCCAGCAAGUUGAAGAAGUGAAAUGCUUAUUGAGGGUCAUUCCCAUAUGGGCAGCAGGAAUCAUCUACUAUGUCUCCGUGGUCCAACAACAGAAUUACACUGUCUUUCAAGCCCUCCAAUCUGAUCGACGCCUCAGGAACACCAAUUUCAAGAUCCCAGCAGCCUCUUACAGUGUCUUCACCAUGUUGAGCAUCACUAUCUGGAUUCCAAUCUAUGACAGGAUCAUAGUUCCUUGGCUAAGAAAACACACAGGCAAAGAAGGUGGUAUCACACUCCUGCAAAAGAUGGGCAUUGGCAUGUUUCUCUCCAUAUGCAAUAUGCUUGUAUCAGCCCUGGUCGAAAACAAACGCAGGACCAUGGCCCUUGGUGAGCCAGAAAUCAGGUUUUUAGCGAGAAAGGGUGUGAUUUCUUCCAUGUCAGGAUCUUGGUUGAUACCACAGUUGGCGCUAUCGGGACUUUCUGAGGCAUUCACUCUAAUUGGAGAGAAUGAAUUUUUCUACAAGCAAUGCCCAGAAAACAUGAGAAGCAUUGCUGCCUCUUUCUUGUUUGUAGGCCUGGCGGGUUCGAGUUAUUUGAGUAGUUUCUUAGCUUCAAUUGUUCACAGGACAACAAGCAAAUCUGCAACAGAGAACUGGUUGGCUGAAGAUCUUAACGAGGCAAGAUUGGAUUACUUUUAUUACCUAAUUGCUGGUUUGGAGGCCUUGAAUCUAGCCUAUUUCCUAGUGUGUGCAAAGUGGUAUAAGUACAAGGGAACAGGUGGCAAAGCCAUCCAAAUGCAAUCGGAAAAAACGCUCGUAUAAAUUUUUUUUUUUUUUCCUGAUAGUUGAGCAAUGGUAAUGGGAUUGAAAUCUCCAUGUGCCACUAGGCUAGGGCACUGGUAUAUAUAUGCUAUACAUCUUUUUCUUUUUUUGAGUAGUAGUUAUCAUAUUUAAGAAGCUAAUAAAUCAUCUGAUUUAUGUCAAAUCAUUGCACGCAAAAGAUAACCAUUUUAGCGGUGAGAUAUAUAACUUGUGCAUAUCUUGUUUUUGGAUUUUAAUACCUCGUAUCAUUAAUGACAAG
This is a messenger RNA of Ilex paraguariensis (yerba mate), 2088 nucleotides long. The record is from the annotation of a GenBank genome assembly. Lineage: Eukaryota; Viridiplantae; Streptophyta; Magnoliopsida; Aquifoliales; Aquifoliaceae.